AUGGAGAACGACUUAUUCAUUUGCAAUGAGAAAAACUUCAUUAAUCAUAUAAUUGAAAUAUGCAAUGAAGACGAUGAGAAUUUGGAAUAAGAAAAAAUAGAUAAUUUAUAUGGAGUUGGCUUAGCAACAGUCUAAAUUCCAAUAUUUUUGACAAAUAUGACACGAUAGCAAUAAGUGACACAACCAAACACUGUUUUUGUCAGAAUCUAUGAGGAUACUUUUGUAGUAGAUCCCAUACCAACCUUACCAAUAAAUACUGCAUGUUAUUUUGAAUCAAAUGCUAAAAGUUAUAAAUUUUAAAGGGAACUUAAUAAUUUUCAAAAAUAACAUGAGGAAUUUCUGGAAGUAUUUCUUAUAUUUGAUGAUGAACUUGAUAAUUAAGUACAUAGAGCAGCAGAGAGAAUUAUUGCUGAAAAUUUUAGGCAGAAUCAAUUUCUUAACGGGUUAUGA
This is a messenger RNA of Paramecium octaurelia, 450 nucleotides long. The record is from the annotation of a GenBank genome assembly. NCBI's taxonomy places the organism in Eukaryota, Ciliophora, Oligohymenophorea, Peniculida, Parameciidae.